CAGGGUCUGCGGGAUGAACCCUGCGAACUUUAAGCUCAGUUGGCAGGUUAUGCGGGGACGCACGCAGCAGGCUGCGCAUGCACGACCUUGCGUUAUAAAUGACCAGGGUGUGUGAACGAAUUUUGGGGAUUUUUUUUUCCAGCUUUUUACCUAAUAUGGCGACACCCUACGUCCCUUUAUAGUGAAUGCAGCGGGGUUGCCUCGUUUUAGCAGUAUGUGCGCAAAAUACACAAUCUCAGCGGUUCGGUCUUGUAUUUUAGAGCAAGAAAUUGCACCAUAACUUGACUUUGUGUGCACCAUUUUUUUAAUAGACUGUGUAUGGAGAUGGAAUGGUGUAUUCGUGCCUUAAAUGUCAUAGUCAACUGCCCACUGUCAGCGUCGUCCAACGCAGAUUUUAAUAUAUUUUAAUAUAUUUCAUGGCGUUUUCCUGGUAGUUGAACAUCCUUGCGCAGCUCAAAUCUCAGGAAGGGCGGUUCUUAUGUAAAUCACUCAUUUGAUUGGCCGAGGGAUCGCCCUAGCAACCGCUUGGGCAACGUUCCCGGGGCCUAUCAUGUGUCUCAUGUGAAUAACUUUAAACUGAAACGGGCGCGGCGGAGCGCGACUGACGGGACGUUCGUCCAAUCACGUAGCGUCCCGGAUCAGUAGUAGCCAAUAGCGUCCCGCGGAACACCGUAGGGGUGGAGUCGGGCGGAGGUCAUUUUUUAGCAGAGUGCGCACUUGCACAAAACUCUCCUUCCCUCUUCGCCUGGUAACUUUCUUGUCCCGGAGAGUUAAAUCAGGUGCAAAACAUUUUACUUUUAACGCUAUUUAAAAAAAAAACAAAAAAAACGUAUCACCUUAUAAUACUUUUUAAAUACGUCUUGCGCAAUAUCAGUGGAAGUUUUACUCAGUAUGCGCAAGUGCUCGUGAAGAAAAUCAACGUCAUACGUUUCUCUGCAAAACAGUCAUGUUCAGAACCGUGAGCAAGACGACCGCGGACGAUGUUUCAUCGAGAUGUGUUGAGUUUAUCAAGGAUCAACUGUAUUUCGCCAUAUUGAAGCAAAAGAUCAAGAGCACGGCCGAACGACACUGUUUCUGCAUAGAUGAGGAGCUGGCGUACGAGAACUUCUAUGCGGACUUCGGUCCCCUUAACCUGGCCAUGUUUUAUCGCUUCUGCUGCAAGCUGACAAAGAAGCUCACGUCCAUUACGCUCUCGAGGAAGAAGAUCAUAUUUUACACCUGUGGAGACCAGAAGAAACAAGCCAACGCAGCCUACCUAAUCGGCUCGUAUGCGGUAAUGCAUCUAAACAUGAUGCCAGAAGAGGCCCACAGUCUGCUGGUGUCGAGGAAUUUAACAUAUAUCCCAUUCAGAGACGCUUCAUUCGGAUCCUGCAUGUACAAUCUGAACAUCCUAGAUUGCCUUCGCGGGGUUCACAAGGCUCUGCAGUACGGCUGGCUCGACUUCUCCAACUUUGACGUGGAAGAAUACGAGCACUACGAGAGAGCAGAGAACGGAGACUUGAACUGGAUCAUUCCAGGAAAGUUCCUAGCGUUCAGUGGGCCUCAUCCAAAGAGCAAAAUAGAGAAUGGGUACCCUUUGCACGCUCCAGAGGCCUACAUCCCGUACUUCAGGAAUCACAACAUCACCACCGUCAUCAGACUCAACAAGAAGAUGUACGACGCCAGGCGCUUCACAGAAUCCGGCUUUGAGCACCAUGAUCUGUUCUUCGUGGACGGGAGUACGCCGAACGACUCCAUCGUCAGGAAGUUCCUCAACAUCUGCGAGAACGCAGAAGGAGCCAUCGCCGUCCACUGCAAAGCUGGUCUGGGGAGGACUGGCACUCUGAUUGGCUGCUAUAUGAUGAAACAUUACUGCCUGAGUGCUGCAGAGGCCAUUGCCUGGAUACGGAUCUGCAGACCCGGGUCCAUCAUUGGGCCUCAGCAGAACUUCGUUGAAGACAAGCAGAACAGUCUGUGGGCAGAGGGAGACGUCUUCCGGGAGAAGGUGCAAAAUGAACGCGAAAACGGCAAAGUGGCCGUCACCAGGAUCCUGUCCGGAGUGGAUGACAUCACCAUCAACGGGAGCAACAAGAACCGGCCGUCCAACACAGAAGAAACGAACCGGUACGACGACGAGGAGGAGAGAAACGGCCUCACACAGGGUGAUAAACUGCGAGCCCUGAAGAGCAAGAGGCAAGCCAGAUCGUCCUCGGGUUCACUAUCACAAGAAGAGAAUAAGAUUCACACCAGGUCGUCAUCACAGUCCCUCAGCAGGGUCAUAUUGCAUUCCAGUGUUCAGGGCUGCAAGGCCAGCAUCAACCCCUUGGCUCUGUCCGACCAAUCAGACAGCAGGAAGAGGACCAGAACCUCACUGCCAGCCAACGGAGUAGAAGGAAGCUCCCUGUGCCACACCAGACUGGUCAGGUCUCUAGGCAACUUGCAUGUAGUGGCCGGCGACAGGGACCCAAUGUGUUGGGAGCCGUAUGGCAGCCGUAGAGACGCAGCCAGCGCCGCAGCCACCGCGGGCACUCUCAUCAACUUAAACAUGGCACAGGUCCACCUGCAGACGCACCGUCUCCAGAGGACGUAAAGCUCGUAGCUCUUUGCAAUCGAAUCGAUUUUCUAGGCUAUGUCACUCCAUACCCAAAGCUAGACCUCCUCUCCUUCGGUGAGUCUGCGGAUCUGGAAAUCCCGAGGAACUUUACAUGGAACCCAUCUUCUAUAUAACCGUACUACUCGUUCACAUUUAAGUUUGGAACAAACUUUAACCAACUUGAUGUAACACAUAAAUCAUUUACAGAUUGUGAUUACAAGUUUAUUUUACCCGUAAGGCACUUUUGGUUUUUAUACUUUUUAACAAAUCAUGAAACAUACCGAUAGUUUUAAUCGUUGCCUGGUUGUUCCUACUUAUUGAAGCAUGCAGUAGCAAACAUGUGAAUCCUACAUAUCUUCCAAAAUGAGCACUGUGCUGCAGAUAUUCUGGUUCAUGAAACAGUUUAUAUUCAGUUAAAACAGAUUGUGGAUGAGGUAAGCAGGAGAACAUGGCCCUCCAUGGAUGUAGUGAAAACAUCAAGUCCAUCCCAGAAUACAGAACUGUGCUCAUGUUGCUCAUUAUCUGGCAUGCCAUCACUUGUGAAGCUCUUCAGCUACUGUAUUACAAGACUGUAAAUAUGUCAACAUUUGAUAUACUCAGUUUGUAUUUUUUUAAUAUUUUGUACUAUGUUUGAAUCAUGCUAUGAAAUACAUCAACGGUCCUAAUGGGGCUUUGUUUAACUCAUGUUCAUAAUCCACUGAAGACAUUUGCUUUAAGCACAUAGAAUCAGACUUUUUAAAUGUACUCCCAAGUAUUUCUCUGGCCCUUGGUCCGUGUACCAUGCAAUAAAUGCAUUCAAAUUUCAA
Messenger RNA from Anarrhichthys ocellatus (wolf-eel), 3378 nucleotides. It is a transcript of the gene cdc14b, whose product is annotated as cell division cycle 14B. The record is from RefSeq and is a predicted model, not a curated record. The transcript is spliced from 16 exons. NCBI's taxonomy places the organism in Eukaryota, Metazoa, Chordata, Actinopteri, Perciformes, Anarhichadidae. Gene Ontology annotation, biological process: protein dephosphorylation. Bases 947 to 2569 code for a protein of 540 amino acids.